Molecule: messenger RNA, 3267 nt
Organism: Amoebophrya sp. A120
Lineage: Eukaryota; Dinophyceae; Syndiniales; Amoebophryaceae
Source: the annotation of a GenBank genome assembly
AUGCAGAGCUCCAUUGCCGAUCCGCUGGUCCAGCACCAGAACCCGCAGCAGCAGGCGGCGGGCAGAAGGAAGCCGGGCUCAAAACAAGCACUGUUCCGGAGUGUUCUCCUCGCGUUAACAAUUUUGGGCUCGGGCGUGCUGGCGGGCCUGUAUUUCAUUUUCUCGGUGUGCGUGAUGCCCGCCUUGGACGAAUAUCAAAUGCAAAUACGUCUGGGUCUGGAAGAAUGGAAGUUUGUCAUGCUUGUCUGACAUCGCCCUCAAGUCUGUCAUACAAAUUACCGCCAAAAGCCCUACUUUUCUGUCAUGCAGAAGCUCACUGUGUCAUGCAGAAAAGCCAAGUAGACUGUAGCACCUCCAAAACUUGUCAUGCUUGCCAGUCAAUUCAUUGAGGCGUCCUCGUCUUUCCCAGCCAGCAUCACAAGAACUUCCAGACCCAGACAUUUUUGCAUUUGAUAACGAGCAGCCGGACGCGACGGUCGCGAUUGACGUCAUGAACAGCAUCAACGUGGUGAUUAUCAACGAGUAUUUUAUGCUGGUCUUCAUGGGCACCCCCAUCCUGGCGGUGCUCCUGUUUCUUAUCCUGUGCAAAAGUAUCGUACUCGUAUAAAUGCAAGUCUUGCAUUACAAAUCUUGUUCCCGAGGCAAAUCCGCAUUACAAAUUUUCUUUCUCAUCAUGCUGAGGAAAUUUGUAAUGCAUUCAUACGAAUACGAUGCUUUUGCAAUUCAUAGUUCUCCAGGAGCUGCGAUUUUUGCAGCUCGGAACCGGCGCACCGAACGCCUACGCCACGUAUCAGCCGGUAGGAGCGACAUAAGAGGGUGGAAAAUACCUACUCCCCCGCCCCGUCGUUAUUUUGAACUGUAGUGGUAUCUACAACUUACUACAGCAACAGAGACACCAGCAACUAAUAUCGUACGAAAAAAGUGUUUCACUGUAAGGAUUUUGCAGGUUUUGUAUCACAAGUUUGUUCUACAUGACAGGGAAAAUUUGCCAUGCGAGGUUCCUAAGGGAAAACACAGCUAAAAAUCCACUGGCUUGCAUGUGUAGCAACACAAACACUUGCGAGAUGCAUUUUCUGCAUUACAAGUUUACAGUGAAACAGUUUUUUCUGGCGAUAACUAACACUGCUGGCGCAAUCGCAUGACAACUCGGCCAGUUGCGGAGAAUGCAGUGCUGUUUCGGGGGAACUUGCCAUGCACACACUGCCACGACGAGUCUAAGGCUACUAGAUUUGGUAUUUUGCAUUUAACGAAUCAUGGGGCGGGGUUGUAUGUUUGUCUUCGUGCACUCUCAUUCAACAAGCGGAACCACGCCCACGAUGACGGGGAGUGACCAGUUGGCGCAAGUAGCGACCCAGGGCACGAUGAACAACACCUCGCCAGCGCAAGAGCCAAGUGAGUCCGAUUCCAUGCUGACGUCGUUUGCGCUCUACGUUGGCUGCUAUUCUGAGUAAAAACGUACCCACACCAGAGUCAGGAUGGGGAUUUUGCAACACAAACCUAGGAGUUUUGUGAGUCACGCAUGACAAGUUGCACUAUGCAGUGUAGUGCAGGUUAGCAAGUGCAGCCGCAUCACAGAUUCAUCUGCUCAUCCUCUUCACAGCAUCACAAAUUCCAAAACACGACUGGAAAUGGCUCUCAUGGGGAUGCGCAGUACAAGUCUUCCUGUCUUUGCAAAUCUGCAUUACAACUCUGGUGUGGGUACGUUUUUACUCAGGAUAGCUGCAUCCUCCUGUUUAUCGGCGAGUUCGGAGUAGUACGAGAAAGUAUCGUGCAACUUUCCCUCCCUUCAUAAAAAUUUGAAAAAGACCGAAUACAUCAACUUCUUCUGCAAAAAUAUGGACACCAACAGCCACACGGCAGGCUCCGCAAGACGAGUGUUCGCAAGACAAGUGUUGUACACAUACAGUGUAGUACUGUUUUUUUUUAUUGGGCUUCAUCCGAAAAAAAGCUUCUCAUGCAAACAGGGCCAUGGGGCAGAGUUUAGAUUUGGUACUUCGCACGACAAAUUAUUGUGGGAAAUAAGGUUCUUGUUGUCGUGAACUUGCAUAAAAAACGGCAGGAAUCAACGUGCCGAUGAACGACGAAUUGGCGAAGUACAAUCCGUAUGCAAAAAUGCAAUAUAUGUCUUAAGGCGGUCUGGAAGGAAACUUGUGGAGAUGUGGAAUUGUGCAUGACCGGAACGCUUGCGAAUUCAGCCAAAGAGCAUGACAACUUGUUAAGACCACGCUCUCUGGUACUUAGAUGGCGCGCAUGAUGCACUACAGCAAAGCAGGGCGUGCCUUUUCGGUCAUGCAAUACAGUCAGAUUUUGAUUUGCAUUUGCCACCCCCACCAGGAUAUUGGCUAGACAAGCAUCUUCACAAGUCCCACUUUAUAUUUACUUCCAGACCCAGAAGACACCUGUGCAGCAGCAGUUGAUACUCCGGAGCCAAACGGUCACUUGGAGAGCGCGCACGACACCUGGGCAGCGUAUUCGAAAAAUUGGACCUACUGGAACUCCAUUCGGGGCGUCAACUCUGCGACCGCCUGCCUGCUGUUCACCUUCGUGAUAGCGGGGACGCCGUAAGUAGCUUGUCGAAAGAACAAGGGAACUCAAUAACUACGGGCUCGUGCAGACCGCAUUUAUUUUUAUAUUUCGGCAUUUCUUGCGAUGUGAAUUCCAAUUUGGCUCAACGAGAUUUGGUCCACGCAUGAUUAGUACACUGGAAUGAGUUCUAGGUCGGCGACGUGGUCUAUGGUCUGCUGCUCCCACUAGGUAGAGAGAGAGGUCUACGUUUUGUACGAGACGAGUCGUUCCUUUAAAGAAUGUGUUAACUUAAUUUUUUGGUAGACCUGCUACUACACUAGAGAAUCAGAAGAGGUCAUCUUCGUUUUUCCCUCGUGUAAAAAGCAACUGCAGGAGUACAAGAUGAUCAAAAUCGUAGCGGAUCGACCAGAUGAGAAUUGUCGUGUUAGAGUAUGUGAAGAUCUGGCUCUUAUACAGCAGCAGCUGUCCUCCGGAUCUGAUGAUCUGAAAAGCUCUUCGCGGUCUUUGCGGGGUGGUCUUUGACGCACAGCAAGCAGCAAGAUUAACGAAAUAUCGCGGAUUUUCGUCGUUCAUCCUGCUGUGAAAAGAUUGACAAAUUAUAAUGAUGAUUAUCAAAAAGAGACCCACAGGCAGUUGCGUCAGGAAAAUGAAAUAAAGUUUUUCAACAAAAAUUUAGAUGGACUAUUGCUUGGUGCAAAAAAAAACAACGCACGAGAAAAGGACGGCGAAGGCAGUUUGUUG